GAAGCGAAAGAUAAGGAUGAAUCAGCCGGGAUGCGGGAAAACCUGUCGUCCGAAGCGGCAUACCGCGGCUUGCCGGUCACAUGGCAUGCGUCAUAGCGGCGGUCGGAUGCCAAGCUGGGCCCGAUAGCCUCCGCCUUCCCUAGCGAGGUUGGCCCUGGACCCUGAAUUCUCCCAGCGACGCCAAUUUUCAAACUCAAUUAAUUUACCUCAUCCGCACAAAUCUCCAGGAAAAAUGGCUCUCUCACACAUGGUCCAUCAUCCACUGCAGCGAUGGCCCAGCCCUUCCAGGGGCAUCUCUGCUCUGGUUCAUGCAACGGGUCUUGCGAGCUUUCUAUGGUCUUUCAAAUACAUGCACGAGAACCCCAAUCAGGCGAAUGAGGCAUAUGGAUGGCACUUCCAGUACUUGACCGUCAUCGGGCUUAGUCUUUCGACGCUGACUUUCAUCGUUGCCUUUCUUGCCGACGUGACUCUGUCGCACCGGUUGUUCUUGAUCAAGAAUCUGCUGUCCGUGUGCUGUGCUCCUAUGGAAGUCCUGAUUAGUGUGCUCUACUGGGGUCUCCGAGUGAUCGAUGAGCGUCUCGUGCUCCCAGAGUGGGCCGUAAUCCCUUUACAUGCAGAUCUCGGGUUCCAUGCUGUCCCGUCCAUCGUGAUGUUAAUAGAUCUGCUGCUGCUGUCCCCACCGUGGACAAUUUCCGCCUUGCCUGCUCUUGGUUUGUCUGGCGUUAUCGCCUUCGCUUACUGGUUCUGGGUGGAGCAAUGUUUCUCAAACAACGGAUGGUACCCGUAUCCCAUCUUCGAACAGUUGUCCACGUCAGGACGAGUUGGCCUGUUUUCGAUGAGUGCCGUUGUGAUGGCUUUCAGCACCGUCACCUUGAAGUGGCUGCAUGGUCGUGUCAAUGGCUUUGGUAAUGGUUCGUCCCCUCAGUCUCGCCCGGGCGAUAUCAAAAAGGAGGCACUUUAAAUUUAUUGCGAGAGCUAAGAGUGAUGAGUACGGCGUAUUGUUUGGUGAUCGUCGAUUUAAGCGUGAAGGUAUGAGUGUAGAUAAAGUCAUGAGUAUCAAGAGCCAUGGCCCGGUGAAUUACAUUCUGGAGUCGCAGGCCAUGUACAUACUUCAUGGAGCAGGCUCCUUACAAAAUACCCAAUUACCAACGAAAAUCCACCGCUA
This is a messenger RNA of Penicillium brasilianum, 1165 nucleotides long. NCBI's taxonomy places the organism in Eukaryota, Fungi, Ascomycota, Eurotiomycetes, Eurotiales, Aspergillaceae. The record is from the annotation of a GenBank genome assembly.